Bacillus rossius redtenbacheri is the source of this 1705-nucleotide messenger RNA. It is a transcript of the gene Es2, whose product is annotated as splicing factor ESS-2 homolog. Lineage: Eukaryota; Metazoa; Arthropoda; Insecta; Phasmatodea; Bacillidae. Bases 154 to 1584 code for a protein of 476 amino acids. The record is from RefSeq and is a predicted model, not a curated record. Gene Ontology annotation, cellular component: catalytic step 2 spliceosome. The transcript has 2 exons.
UCUAUGCGUAAAAAAAAAUGUAAACAUUUGUUAUGUUUUAAGUUUCUAGCUGAAUUAAGAACAUACUUUUUUAGUGUUUUGUGUCUACAGUGUCGCAUAUAUUGAGAAUUUAGGGACUUUUAAUAUCUUGUAUCUUAGAUUGUGACCAAUCAGAUGGUGAGUGGCACAUCAAAAACACUUGGCAUAAUGGAGGUUGCCAAGUUAGACGAACAAAAGAGCAAAGAUUUGUUCAAGACUCCACUAAAUCAUUUAAUAAAACGGAGAAAGAAAAUUUUAGAUGAAGAUUUGUAUAUAAAGAAUGUUGGUGAUAUUAUUGAACGUGACUUUUUUCCUGAUCUGAGGAAGUUCAAAAAUGAAGCAGAAGGUUUAGAAACAAGUGGAAAGUUCCGGGUCGAUACAAGUGAACUUGGACCCUCAGUGCCGCCUCUAGGUGGGUCGAGUCCAGCAACCUUCGAGACACCAGCAGCAGAACGCAGGGAGGAUGAAGAGCGAUCAGCUGCCGACAUCAAAGACAUUCCUGGCGACAAAACAGAUGGUCAGCAAGAGGAGGAAAAGGGUAAGCUAAGCCUUGAUGAGUUUUUGGCAAACCAUACGAGUGAGGACAAUGAAAAUUUUGAAGUCAUCAUAAAGGAAGCAAGUGAGCGGGCACGUCGGAAAAACACCUGGCUGCAGAUAGCUGAAAUUGAAUACGCGCAAGACCGGGGUGAUGUCUUACGUGUGCCGUCCAUAGAGGAGCAGGCUAAUCCAGGACCUCGGCCGUUAAACCUUGACACGUGGGGGCUCCACAACCAGAACUACAUUAUGUACGUUCCUGAUGGCGUGCCUCCAACCAGGGAAGAGAUGAUUGAGCAGGCUACCAAGAGGCGGACCAUCGUCCACGACAACACGAGACUACAGGCCAAUCCCUUCAAUGAACGACACAACAAGGAGAUCAUCCAGCACCUUGCCCAGACGCAAGCUUAUCACACGGUCGAUGGGAAGAUUGGCGUCGAUGGUAGGGAAAUGGUCAGGACAGAAACCCCGAAGGUGAAUGGUUUCAGCUUCGUAGGAACCCCGUCCCCUGCCCCUGGAGUGAACGAGUCUCCACUCAUGACGUGGGGCGGAGUCGACAGUACGCCUUUCCAGCUUGGAGGAAACGACACGCCAAUGCUUUCAUCGAAGGGCCGGUCAUUCCGAAUCGCGGAACCACCGAAGCGAGAGAGACUGGCGAUGGAACUGGCCGGAAAGGCUUCGGAGGGGCUCCGCUCUCGCAAGCAGAAAGCCUUGGAGGUGGCCAGGCGGAAGUUGGGCACUCCGACGCCUGGCUCCACAUCUGGGGUGUCGCUAGAUCGACUCAACUCCAUGUCUCCUGCAGCCCGCCGGCUGUCUUCCCAGCUGAGGUUGCCACGAUCGCGACUGUCCACCCCAGGCAAGCCCACCAUUACAACUCCUGGACGUUCCACUCGCCCUGUCCUCGACCUAAAGCUCUCAUCAGCCAAUACUGAGUCCAAGAGGAAGGUUGGGACGCCUGCCAACCAUAUCACUGAUGAUUUGUUGCAACUUCCUUCUCUGCCGAAACGUCCAAGAGCAUCAGACUUUUUUUGAAAGAAAAAAAACUGUCCAGAUGUUUUGUGAUUGCUGCGUUUAGUGAUUCUUUGAUACUGUUGUUUUCUUUUGUAAAUUUAAAUGAGAUGUAAUUUUAUUUUAAAGAAUUUUUUGAAUCAUA